AUGCAUGAAGUCCGCUGUGAGAAUGACUGCCUUUUCUCAGUGACCCACCUGGAGUCUUUCUAUCAACAGGUCAUUCAGCAUACAGCCCAAACAGUCAAUUGCCUGUUUGACUUUGUAACCGCCGCACGACUUGGAAAUGAGGUUGGAGAGGACUAUAUCAACCAUAUUCAGAACCUUUUGAACCUGGGGCAUGGGUUUAAUAUUCCACACAGUGAUCUCACUUUGUUCAUCACAUCAAGCAUUCUGAUGGAUGCUUAUUCUCCAAAAAUGCAUUACUUUCCUCCCAACCUUGUGUAUCACACUCUCUAUAAAUCUUUCUGCCUGGGAGCUAUGAGGCGAUCAGUCUUCGAUGCCGGUUCCACCCUUCUUCUUAUUGAGAUACACAUGGAGUGGCUCUUUUCCCACCUUCUGUCUGAAUACAGCUCUUCUGCACAUCUCCAUUGUGAUAAUCUCAGCAAGCAGAGCUGUAGCUGGAUCCAGGUCCGAUUCAACCAGACUUGCUUGUAUUGCCUACAAAGGAGGCCUGAGAAGACCCUCAGCUGCGGUCAUACAAUAUGUGAUAUGUGCAUCCGAGUCUUCAGAGAUGCCGUUCCUCAUGUUGAGGAAAAGUUUACAAUGCAGCAAUGCAUUCUAUAUGGGCUUCAGAUCACAUUCACUGCAGUGUUGCAACUGCUCACAGCCAGCAUGAGCAUUCUUAGCAUCAACAGUGGCGGCUCACGGGGCGUCAUCUCACUGAAGUUUCUCAGACUGAUGCAGGAGAUGAUCGACUGCCCCAUUCAGAAUCUUUUUGACAUGGCAGUCAGCACCAGUUCAGCAUAUAAACUUCUGAGAAGUGAUGUCGCAGUCAAUGAGCCUUCACUGUGGAAAAUGCUUUUCCCGCCUGUACAGGUCGGAUCCUGCAAGUUCGAGAAUGGCAGACUUGGGCGCUACAAUAAUCCUGUCUACCUCACUCUUGCAGAGAGCAGAAGAAUCCUGCCUUCAGGCACCUCUCCCGACCUGAUUCUCUCCUUGGGAACAGGUGUCAAGAAGAAGCCUAAGGACCAAGUUCCAGUACCAUCACAGAGUGUAAUACAUAAUUCAUUCAUAUAUUGGCUUUCUCAGUCGAUGCUCCAGUCAAUGAAUGGUGAAGCCACCUGGAGAGAGCUGCUGGCCCAUAUUGACAUCACCUCAAAGACUGAUUUCAUCCGAUUCAACACUAGUAUCAACUGGCCUUUGAAGAUAACAAAUGUGGAAGAGAUGAAGAGGCUAAGAAACACAGUUCAUAUUCAACCAGAUUCUGCCGCUCAAAGUGAGAGUGACAUGUUUCAAUGUCAAGGUUCAAUUAGGUGUCAGGGAGAUGGUCGCACAGUCGCCCUGAAUCUGGUUCAACUUGGAAUGUCCAUCAUGGAAAUUGUUAAGGAUACCGAGGUGCUGGGGCAGUUGAGUAUCACUGAUCUGAAUAGGGACAUUUGCUCAGCCUGCGGAUGCUACUGCAAAAACAUCUUGUUCUAUUGGUUUGAAGAUACGCAGGGGUUCAAUGCCUGUUUCAGCUCAGCUGAUCAUGGUACUCUCAGCUGUCUUAAUUGUCAGGCAUGUGGUCCAGGCACAUCCAAUUCACGCGCUCAGAAGUGA
Messenger RNA from Blastomyces gilchristii SLH14081, 1611 nucleotides. RefSeq lists its product as uncharacterized. Gene Ontology annotation, cellular component: membrane. Lineage: Eukaryota; Fungi; Ascomycota; Eurotiomycetes; Onygenales; Ajellomycetaceae. The transcript is spliced from 6 exons. Gene Ontology annotation, biological process: arachidonate metabolic process. The record is from RefSeq and is a predicted model, not a curated record. The coding region runs from base 1 to 1611 and encodes 536 amino acids.